This is a messenger RNA of Aspergillus uvarum CBS 121591, 939 nucleotides long. RefSeq lists its product as uncharacterized. The record is from RefSeq and is a predicted model, not a curated record. Gene Ontology annotation, molecular function: cytoskeletal motor activity; ATP binding; actin filament binding. The transcript has a single exon. The coding region runs from base 297 to 794 and encodes 165 amino acids. Gene Ontology annotation, cellular component: myosin complex. NCBI's taxonomy places the organism in Eukaryota, Fungi, Ascomycota, Eurotiomycetes, Eurotiales, Aspergillaceae.
UGACGCUCCAAGUCUACCUAACUUACUACCUUACACACUCCACUCCUUGUUUCUCUCGAUCUAAUCUUACAUUUCCCUUUCCCAUUUCUCCCACUCCCACCUUUUCAAUUUCAAGGUUCCCACCCUGUCUCCCCUCUUCUGCUUCCCUUCUUCCAAUUCGGCCUGCAUGCUUGGCUAAGAGGCUACUAGACAGCUCUUUCCUUGGGCUUUCCUCGUCACCAUAUCGUCCUGUUGCUAUUGUUAUGAUUACACGACCCUCUUGUUGAAUAAUGUUUCAUUGUUGAAUUAACUACGACAUGCUUCCCUCUCAAUCCAAUGGCUCUCCCAAACGAGUCAAUCCUUUCAGUCGCGCCACGCCAUCGCCGUCUUCCUCUCCCAACCAGCAGGCAAGAGGGCUGCGCCCCAAGUCUGCUGUCGUUACAUCGCCCAGUAAAUUCCAAGAGGCACGAGGGCAUUUCCGAAAUGCUUCGUCGGUCUCGCAAGCAUCUACUUCUCUAGUACCUCGACCUGGACUUCGCCAGAGAUCGGGCUCGUUGAGGAAUGAUGCUGCGUCUGGGACCUUUGCGCCGGAGUUCAUAAAGACAGAAGAGCUCCGGCGCGGAGCUGAUCAGAUCCGGGGUCUGGAAGGCGACAAUGACUUCUCGGGGAACAAAUAUGUCUGGCUACGUGACCCUGAGAAGGCAUUCGUACGGGGACUGGUGCUGGAGGAAGAUGAAGGUGGUCGGCUGCUAGUUCAGACCGACGAUGGAGAGGUAUUUUUGCUUUGUAUGAUGGGCCCGAGACGCAUUAGCUGACUUUCACAGCAACGAGAGGUCGAAGUCGACCAAGUGGACAAGGUCAACCCGGCGAAGUUCGACAAGGCUGAUGAUAUGGCCGAAUUGACGCAUCUAAAUGAGGCCUCGGUGGUCCACAACCUGCAUACUCGAUACCAAGCCGAUC